Messenger RNA from Ooceraea biroi (clonal raider ant), 1403 nucleotides. It is a transcript of the gene Nipsnap, whose product is annotated as protein nipsnap. The record is from RefSeq and is a predicted model, not a curated record. Gene Ontology annotation, cellular component: mitochondrion. Lineage: Eukaryota; Metazoa; Arthropoda; Insecta; Hymenoptera; Formicidae.
GGUUAUGAAUACCGCCCAUAGCCUGUAUGCCUAUACAACAUACGCCUGCGUCGUAGCGUCAAAUAACAUUGCACACACACUUUCGAUGAUCAGUUUCAUCGGAAGCGCCGCGUGUCUCGUUACAGUCGCAGAAAUCUCGGAGCUAGAUCGCGAGGUCGAUCAAGUGGACGAUAGUAGUGUUCGGGGGUCCAGUGAGAAAUGGCUGCCGUUUUGAGGAGAAAAUUUCGAGUUGCGUUGAACGCGCUCGCCGGCUACGGGAAUCCAUCAUUGCUCGUCGGUGUACGGUCUCUCGGUGGGUCAUCCGUCCGAAAUGACAUCAGCGAAGGAUGGUUGAGCAAGCUCCUAGUGAGGAAGAUCGAGCCCACGAAGGAGUCGCACUCGCGGAUGCUCUCUGACAAGGAGGUUAUUUAUGCGCUGCACACCCACAACAUUCGACCAGACUCCAUCGACAAAUAUCUGGCCAAUUAUGAGGAAAACGUCAAUCUCAUUCAUUCGAAAAAAUCUGAAUUGAAUUGCGAAUUGGUCGGUUCAUGGACGGUGGAGGUAGGAGAUUUGGAUCAGGCCUUGCAUUUGUGGCAGUACACUGGUGGAUACGAACGUGUGGAUCAUGCACAAGCUGUACUCUCCAAAGACGAGGCUUAUCAACGAUUGCUUAAAGAACGCGGGAAUUACCUGAGAUCACGUCACUUGCAAUAUUUGUUGGCAUUCAGUUAUUGGCCACCUGUGCAAAACCGAAAAGGCUCAAAUAAAUACGAAAUACGUAGCUAUAGCUUAAAACCAGGUACAAUGAUAGAGUGGGGAAAUAAUUGGGCCAAGGCUAUCAACUAUAGACGUAACAAUGAUGAACCAUUCGCCGGUUAUUUUUCACAAAUUGGUAGGCUGUAUAAUGUUCAUCAUAUUUGGUGUUACAAAAAUCUUCAAUCGCGUAAGGAGACGCGUGAAAGCGCUUGGAGGUCACCCGGCUGGGAUGAAUGUGUUGCUUAUACUGUACCUUUAAUAAGAGAAAUGCAUUCGCGCAUAUUAAAUCCGACUUCGUUUUCGCCCACGAAAUAAGGUUUUGCGGAACAAACGCAAAUGCAUUUGUAUAUUACUGAUUAUUCUGUUCACACACAUAUGUAUAUAUAUAUAUAUAUAUAUAUAUAUAUGUGCAUAUACGUACAAUUGUAAAAAAUUUGUUAUGUGUAUACAUUGUAGAUUUAACUAUAAUAUAUGUAUAAACUAUAUGCGCGCAUAUGUAAAAACUAGACAUUUUUCUCGUAUUCCAACUGACAGGAUACAGUUUGUUACUCAUUGAAUUUAUAUAGUGCAAGCAAGAGAGUGUCACAUUUUUGUUAAUGUCAGUUGAAGCACAAAAUAUAUGUAUAUACAUAUGUAUAGAAUAUAAAGGAAAAAUCUUUAUACAU